This is a messenger RNA of Cladophialophora psammophila CBS 110553, 2574 nucleotides long. RefSeq lists its product as uncharacterized. The transcript has 3 exons. Bases 1 to 2574 code for a protein of 857 amino acids. NCBI's taxonomy places the organism in Eukaryota, Fungi, Ascomycota, Eurotiomycetes, Chaetothyriales, Herpotrichiellaceae. The record is from RefSeq and is a predicted model, not a curated record.
AUGAGGAACAUCCAAGCCGCCAUUCUGGCUAUCGUGCUCAGCUGGUCCUUCGGCCAUGCCGAUGCUUUCUGGCGUAUGGUUUGCGGAACCAUCCAGGUAGGCAGAGUCGACCCCAUCGUCAAUCCCGGUGGGAUUUCCGGUCACUGUCAUACCAUUGCAGGGCCAAACAAUAUCAACACGACAUCGACGUUUGACAGCCUCCAAGCUUCUUAUUGUACUUCCUGCAGCAUCCAAAAAGACAAGAGCGCUUACUGGACCCCGAAUCUGUACUAUAGACAUCGCAAUGGAUCCUUUGAGGAAGUGCCACAUGAUGGAACAGUCGUGUACUAUUUGGAUCGUGGUGUGGACGUAGCCAACAUGGUUCCUUUCCCCCCUGGCUUCCGUAUGCUUUCUGGCGACGCCGCCGCUCGGUCAUUCGACCCGAACACCAUGACCUACGGCAACAAGACUUACGGCGGUACUCCCGUUUCCAACCGUGCCAGUUUCGCUUGUUUGGACAGCAGUGGACCCCAGCCAGAAACUCCAGGCUUCAAGUCCACCAAGUGCGAUUCAGGCCUUCGUGCCCAGAUACACUUCCAAAGCUGCUGGGAUGGUGUCAAUCUGUACAAGACUGACCAAAGCCACGUGGCGUACCUAUCUGGAAUGGACAAUGGCAUCUGUCCGCCCACUCACCCCAAGCUUCUUCCUCACUUGUUCUUCGAAAUCAUCUAUUCCGUCAACAGCGUUGAUCAAUCUGACGGUGGCAUGUUUGUCUUUUCCCAGGGUGACACAACAGGCUAUGGCUUCCACGGCGAUUUCUUGAACGGCUGGGACGUCGACGUCCUGGAUGCAGCGAUUGACCAGUGCAUGGGUCCCAAUGCCUCCAACAAUGGUCAGAUCGGUCUGUGCCCACCUCUUCAAGCCUCGGUUGACCCUUAUUUCAACCAGAACUGCCCGGAACAGGCUCCUCUCGUCAACGAGACGGUCCACGGUCUGCUUAAGGUGCUUCCAGGUUGCAAUCCUCCAACAGGCGGGCCAUUACGCGCCACCCAAAACAUCUGUCCUGUCCAACCGACGCUCAAUUACAUCCCCAAUCAAGAUUGGAAGAACCGGUCCGUCGCCGUUCCCGGUCAAAAGGUGGGCAGCUGGCAGUAUAUGGGCUGUGCGCUCGACUCGAGCACCCCUCGCCCGCUGGCCGGUUUGAGCUACACCAGUCAAACCAACAUGUCUAUCGAGAGCUGUACAGCUUUCUGCCAGCAAAACGGCUACUUUAUGGCUGGAAUGGAGUACUCGACUCAGUGCUACUGCGCUAGCUCGCUGACGCAGCCCCUGCAGUCCCCACUCAACUGUUCACAGCAAAAUUACAUGAUUUGCAGCGGCAAUCAAUUCGAGUAUUGCGGUGGACAGAGCCUCAUGCAGAUAUGGAAUGACACCACUUACUCGGGGCCGCCAAUCAAGGGUACACCUAUAGCCGGUUCGACGGUGAUGACUGUCCCGGGCGGUGGAAAUGCGACCUACCAAGGCUGUUACGUAGAAGGUGUGGGAGGCCGAGCCUUGUCGGGUACAUCCUUCUCCAACAGUACAGGUAUGACCCUGGAGCUCUGUGCUGCGUUCUGCUCGAAAACCAACUCUGCGUUCUUCGGCACCGAGUAUAGUCAAGAAUGCUAUUGCGGUAGCAGCAUCAGCACCGCUACAGCUCCCCAGUCGGACUGUUCUGCCUUCUGCUCCGGUGACAAGACCGAGUUCUGCGGCGGCGGCUCUCGCCUUUCUGUCUGGGCGUUAGGAAACUACCGGCCGCCUACUGGAAGCCAGACCGGCACCGGUGGGAAUACUGCACCAUCCUCGACCGCCAGCGCUGUCCCCGCCGCCACAGGAAUCAGCUCAAUGGGUUGCUAUAGCGAGACUACCCCAACACGAGCCCUGACCGCACUUUUCACCUCCGGCAGCUCGAUGACCAUCGACCUCUGCGCGCAGAAUGCUCAACAGAUGAAUCUGCAGUACUUUGGUGUGGAAUAUGCCUCGCAAUGUCUUGCAGGCAGCAUCCUGAACCCAUCUUCCACCGCGUUAGCAUCUUCAAGAUGCAGCAUGAAAUGCGCGGGCAACACCACUCAAAUAUGCGGAGGUUCCAAUGCCAUCUCUCUGUACAAGAAUACAUUGUACAUCAAGCCGUUCAACCCGAACCCGGCCAACGUGCCGAACCAGCCCGGUUCUCAGUACGGGUACGUAGGAUGCUACAAUGAAGGCAACGGCGCCCGAGCGCUGGGCAGCACCGACAAAUUCGGCUCUGCGGCCACCACCUCGGCGGCGCUGACGGUUGAGGCCUGCGCCGCGUUCUGCUUCUCAAAAGGGUACAACUGGAUGGGCGUGGAGAACGGGGACCAGUGCUUCUGCAAUGCCGCGGGCGUUAUCAACGGCGCCACCGUCUCCUCCGGCGGCGACGCCGACUGUAACGUCACGUGCGCUGGCAACGCGACCGAGAACUGUGGCGCCAGCGCAAAGUUGAACGUAUACCAAUUGACCAGUGGGAGCGGGAGUGCGCGGUUCGCCACGACGGGCAAGACGAGUAAGAGGGCCAUGAGGUUUCGAACAUGGUGA